Messenger RNA from Oikopleura dioica, 468 nucleotides. The record is from the annotation of a GenBank genome assembly. NCBI's taxonomy places the organism in Eukaryota, Metazoa, Chordata, Appendicularia, Copelata, Oikopleuridae.
AUGGCUCCCAAAGGAUCAAAACUCAACAACUAUUUGAACUACCGCAUGCGAGUUACACUACAAGACGGUAGAAAUUUCAUUGGAACUUUCAAAGCUUUUGACAAGCACAUGAAUCUCAUUUUGGUCGACUGCGACGAAUUCAGACGCAUCAAGCCUAAGAAAGGCGAAACGGCUAUCCGAGAGGAAAAACGAACAUUGGGUCUCGUUCUCCUCCGCGGCGAACACCUGGUCUCGAUGUCCGUCGAUGGUCCCCCACCACAGGAGCACGCCACUGCCCGUGUUCCAAACAUGCCGAUGGGUCGCCCAGGUGGCCCGGGAAUGGCCCGCGCUGCUGGUCGCGGUAUGGGCGGUCCUGGCGCUCCAACUGGCCUUGGCGGCCCUGUUGCCGGCGUCGGUGGCCCUAUGGGCGCUCAGAUGAGACCUCCGAUGGGAUCUGGCGGCGGACGAGGAUACGGCCGUGGAUACUAA